AUGUCCUUAGAGAGAACGAUCUCAGCCAAGAGUCAAAAUCUCGAUUCUUCAAGCAAGAAAGAUAUCCCCGAAUAUCAUAUUACAUCCGUUGAAUCGAAUUCUUCAACUGAAAGCGAUCUAUUGGUCAAAAAUCCCUUCUUAGAUCCUAAAGUAGAAGAAUAUUAUCGUGAAUUAUACUCAUCUUCAAAAUAUGAAUGUUAUAAAGCAUUUGAUCCACAAUUUGAAUGGACAGAAGAAGAAGAAAAGAAAAUUCUCAAAAAAUUGGACAUUAGAGUUGCUCUAGCUGCAUGUGUUAUGUUUAUUGGAUUACAAGUUGAUAGAGGGAAUUUAGCCCAAGCUGUCACUGAUAAUUUAUUGGAUGAUUUAGGUAUGACUACAAAUCAUUAUAAUACUGGGAAUACGAUAUUUUAUGUAUCCUUUUUAUUAGCUGAGAUUCCUUCUCAAUUAAUUUCAAAGGCACUUGGUCCGGAUAUUUUCAUUCCAAUCCAAAUAUGUUUGUGGAGCGUGGUUGCUACUUGUCAAGCUGCUUUAAAUGGUCCUGUAUCUUUCUAUAUAACUCGUUGUUUGAUUGGAACUUUAGAAGGUGGAUUUAUUGCUGACUUGGUUUUAUGGUUGAGUUAUUUCUUCAAGAGUAAGGAAUUACCAAUUAGAUUAUCCUGGUUCUGGACGACAUUAUCCUGUGUCCAGAUUGGUACUUCAUUACUUGCAUUUGGUAUAUUGAGAAUGAGAGGUGUUGGAGGAUUGGAAGGUUGGAGAUGGUUAUUUCUUAUUGAAGGACUUUUCACAUUAGCCAUUGGUAUUUCCGCCUUUUAUAUGAUGGUACCUUCUGCUGUUCAGACAAAAAAUUGGAUGCAUCCAAAAGGCUGGUUUACUGAAAGAGAAGAAAAGAUUGUUGUUAACAGAAUUUUAAGAGAUGAUCCAAAUAAAGGUUCGAUGCAUAAUCGUCAAGGUCUUACUCCAAAGAUGUUAUUGAAAAGUUUAAUGGAUUAUCAUCUUUGGCCAAUCUUUAUUAUUGGUCUUACUGCAUUGAUUGGAUUAGGUACCUUCACUUCAUAUUUCGGUCUUUUGAAUAGACAAUUGGGAUUUUCAGUAUUUGAAACCAAUCUUUUAACUAUACCUCAAGCUGUGCUUCAUAUUAUUCUCUUAUUAUGGAUCACUUGGUUUUCAGAACGGAUUAAUGAGAGAGCAUUAGUAUGUCUUAUUGCUCCUAUUUGGGCUACACCAUUAAUGGCCAUGAUUAGAUGGUGGCCAGGAUCAGGAGUAAAAGUCUGGCCCUCCUAUGUGUUGAAUUCAUUGUAUUUAGGACAACCGUACAUUCAUGCAAUUUGUGUUUCUUGGGUAUCGAGAAAUUCCAAUUCAGUUAGAGCAAGAUCAAUCAGUUCAGCGUUGUAUAAUAUGUUUGCUCAAUUAGGUAGUAUAAUUGCUCAGAAUAUCUAUAGGGCGGAUGAUUUACCAUUAUAUCGUCGUGGUAAUAUGCAAUUGUUCUUUAUCACAGUUGCUUUGAUUCCUAUUUUGUUGUUGACUAAAUUCUACUAUGUCAGUCAGAAUAGGAAAAGAGAUAAAGUAUGGAAUGCUAUGACUGAAGAAGAAAAGGAUUACUAUAGAAAGAAUACCACUGAUGAUGGAUCUGCAAGAUUAGAUUUUAGAUUUGAUCACUAG
Molecule: messenger RNA, 1659 nt
Organism: Hemisphaericaspora subhashii
Lineage: Eukaryota; Fungi; Ascomycota; Pichiomycetes; Serinales; Debaryomycetaceae
Exons: 1
Coding region: 1-1659 (552 amino acids)
Biological process (GO): transmembrane transport
Cellular component (GO): membrane
Molecular function (GO): transmembrane transporter activity
Source: RefSeq, a predicted model, not a curated record